Molecule: messenger RNA, 688 nt
Organism: Quercus lobata
Lineage: Eukaryota; Viridiplantae; Streptophyta; Magnoliopsida; Fagales; Fagaceae
Exons: 5
Coding region: 161-631 (156 amino acids)
Source: RefSeq, a predicted model, not a curated record
CCCCAUGCUAUAGCAACCAGUCACAAGCUACACAUAAACUAUUCAGGAGAAAAAGAAAGAGAUACCCCUAAUUCUCUUCCUGACCAUAGCUAUUUCAAAUCUGCAUCACUUCCCAUUUCUUACUCAGAUUUCAGAUUUCUUCUUCGAAAGCUUAUCUCCUAUGAGGCCCUAUCUAGCAGUAUCACUUUUGCUUUUGUCCCUUCUUCUUUCUGAGGUUCAAGGGAUCCGCUUGGAUAAAAGUUUCAUGUCAUCAGUUGGGCAACAUAAAGUAGAUGAAGAAAAAAGUGCUUUGACAAAAAUACAUGACAGUGCUGUUCAAGAGGUCAUUCUGUGUAAAGAUGGGCACUGUACAGGAAAGAAUAGAAAACUUAUUACCACAACAACCACUUCUACUACUAGCACCACCACCACAUCAAAGAAUGAGAAGAAUGGAGAGAAUAAAGCUGACACCAAUUCAAAAGGAAAAUCGGGUAGUGGGGAACUUGGUGAGCAAGAGACUUUCAUGGUUAAAGGAAGGCCUACUUCAGAGGUUUCCCAAUCCCAUGACCACCACGAGCAGUUUCCGGACAUCAUUGACCUAGCUGAGAUGGACUAUUCUCCAGCAAAGAGAAAACCUCCAAUACACAACUGAGUGUUAGGAAUAUUAAAAAAAAAAAAAAAACUAAAAAUAGAAUGUAGUACUGUUUAG